GCAAAUCAGAAAGGCGAAGCACGUCCACACUACAAAACCCAACCGCCUCUUCCUUGUUUAAGCCCACCACUCCCCAAGCGCACCACUCGCUCCACUUCUCCACUCUCCCUCCCCCACACCAUGGCCAUGACUCCCCUGCUCCUCCUCCUCUGCCUCGUCACCCUCGUCGCCGUCCCCACCACCGUCGCCGCAUCCCUCCCCGCCGACUUCUACCGCCUCCUGGCCACCAAAGCCGCUCUCUCCGACCCCACCUCCGCGCUCGCACCAUGGGACCAAUCCCUCCCCCCAUGCCGCUGGCCGCACGUCCACUGCCUGUCCUCCUCCGAUAACCCGUCCGUCGCCUCGCUCCUCCUCUCCAACCUCUCCCUCGCCGGCGAAUUCCCGGCCCAGCUCUGCUGGCUGACUUCCCUCGUCCGCCUCGACCUCUCCUACAACUCGCUCAUCGGGCCCCUCCCUCCCUGCCUCGCCGCGCUGCCGUCGCUGAGGCACCUGGACCUCUCCGGAAACGCCUUCUCCGGGGAGGUCCCGAGGAGCUACGGCCAAGGGUUCACCUCUCUCCUUUCGCUAAACCUCGCCGGAAACGAUCUCUCCGGCGGUUUCCCCGCGUUCUUGGCGAAUGUCAGCACCCUCGAGGAGCUCCUGCUCGCCUACAACCCCUUCGCGCCGUCGCCGCUGCCCGACGAUAUCGCGGCUGGAUUGCCGCGCCUCCGCGUUCUGUGGCUGGCAUCGUGCGGCCUCGUCGGCAAGAUUCCGUCUUCCAUCGGGAACCUCAGGAGCCUCGUCAACCUCGACCUCUCCACCAACAACCUCACCGGCGAGAUCCCCAAGACCGUCGGGAACUUGGAGAGCGUCGUCCAGAUCGAGCUCUACUCCAACAAGCUCUCCGGGAGGCUGCCUGCGGGGCUGGGCGGCCUCAAGGAGCUGCGGUUCCUCGACGCGGCCAUGAACCCGCUCUCCGGCGAGAUACCGGCGGACCUCUUCCUCGCGCCCAAGCUGGAGAGCCUGCACCUGUACGAGAACGAGCUGUCAGGCACCGUGCCGUCGACGCUGGGGAACGCCACUGCGUUGAACGACCUGAGGCUGUUCACCAACCGCCUGGUCGGGGAGCUGCCGCCCGAGUUCGGGAAGGGCUGCCCGCUGGAGUUCCUCGACCUGUCAGAUAACAGGAUUUCCGGCCGCAUUCCGGCGACGCUGUGCAGCGCCGGGAAGCUGGAGCAGCUCCUGAUACUGAACAACGAGCUCGUCGGUCCGAUCCCUGCUGAGCUGGGGGAAUGCCGGACGCUGACGCGUGUGCGGCUGCCCAACAAUCGGCUGUCCGGAGCCGUGCCGCUGGACAUGUGGGGUCUGCCACACCUGUACCUUCUCGAGCUGGCCGGCAACGCUCUGUCCGGCACCGUGGGGCCAGCCAUUGCCUUGGCGCAGAACCUGUCGCAACUGCUGAUAUCCGACAACAACUUCGCCGGCGUGCUGCCGGCGCAGAUAGGCACCCUCACAAGCCUGGUCGAGCUGUCCGCCUCCAACAACGGGUUCUCUGGUCCUCUGCCGGCGUCGCUCGCCGAUGUGUCCACGCUCAGCCGGCUUGACUUAAGGAACAAUUCCUUCUCCGGCGAGCUUCCGCACGGUAUUCGACGGUGGCAGAAGCUCACACAGCUCGACCUUGCGGAGAACCGCCUCACCGGGAACAUCCCGCCAGAGCUUGGGGAGCUCCCCGUGCUGAACUCGCUCGACCUGUCUAACAAUGAGUUCACCGGCAACGUGCCAGUGCAGCUGGAGAACCUUAAGCUGAGCCUGUUCAACCUGUCCAACAACCGGCUCACCGGCAACUUGUCUCCUAUGUUCGCCGGCGACAUCUACGAUGACAGCUUCCUCGGCAACCCGUCUCUCUGCCGCAAGGCAUGCCCCAGCGGGCGCAGAGCCGCCGCCGGCCGCCGCGGUCUCGUCGGGAGCGUUGGGUCCGUUCUCACAAUUGCCGGUGUCAUCCUCAUCCUUGGCGUCGCCUGGUUCUGGUACAAGUACCGGAGCCAGUAUAAGAAGCGCGGCGCGGAGGCCGGCGGCAAGAAGUGGGUAGUGACGUCGUUCCACAAGGUGGAGUUCGAGGAGGAGGACAUCCUGACCUGCCUCGACGACGAGGACAACGUGGUCGGGACGGGCGCGGCGGGCAAGGUGUACAGGGCCGUCGUCGGCCGUGGAGGCGGCGCCGAUGACGACGUCGUGGCCGUUAAGAAGCUGUGGGGAGUCGCCGGUGCCGCGGCAAGGAAGGACAAGGACGGCAAGGCCGUGAUGAAGGACACAUUCGAGGCGGAGGUCACGACGCUGGGCAGGAUCCGGCACAAGAACAUCGUGAAGCUCUGGUGCUGCCUUCGCAGCGGCGACCGCGGGCUGCUGGUCUACGAGUACAUGCCCAACGGCAGCCUGGGCGACCUCCUCCACGGCGGCAAGGGCAGCCUCCUGGACUGGCCGAUGAGGUACAGGAUCAUGGUCGACGCCGCCGAGGGGCUCUCCUACCUGCACCACGACUGCGCGCCGCCCAUAGUGCACCGGGACGUCAAGUCCAACAACAUCCUGCUGGACGCCGAGUUCGGCGCCAAGGUCGCCGACUUUGGUGUCGCCAUGGUCAUCGGCGACGGCCCGAACGCCGUGUCAGCCAUCGCCGGCUCGUGCGGCUACAUUGCUCCCGAGUACUCGUACACGCUGCGCAUCACCGAGAAGAGCGACGUGUACAGCUUCGGCGUGGUGAUGCUGGAGCUUGUGACCGGCAAGAAGGCCGUCGGGCCGGAGCUCGGCGACAAGGACCUGGUGAGUUGGGUCCGCGGCAGCAUCGAGCAGAACGGAGUAGACUCCGUGCUCGACCCGAGGCUCGCCGGCGAGUCCAGGGACGAGAUGCGCAAGGUCCUCAACGUCGCCCUGCACUGCUCGUCCAGCCUCCCGAUCAACCGCCCGUCGAUGAGGUCCGUCGUGAAGCUCCUGCUCGAGGUCCUGCCAGACUGCAAGCCCGCCGUGGUCGACGAGAAGGAAUCUAUUGAUGUCUGAUCGAUGCUGCACCUGCAUGUCCGGCUUAAUUAGCAUCGUCACACACUCACACUUACGAUGCCGAGUGCUAGCUCUGAUAUCUUAGUUACAACCCUACCUGUAGCAGCUUAAUUAGCAAGUGGACUCCAACAGCGAGGUUGAUCUAUGCAAUGUAGGCCUACUUAAUCUAACAUACCCAAGUACUUCAUCCAUUUCAUAUUAGUUGACAUUGAUUUAGUACAAAAUUAUACUACACCAGCAGCAAACUAAUUUGAAACGAAGGAAGUACUAGGUACCUCAAAUUCAAUAGCUGAUUGCAGUGUCUCGAUGUACCUGUUUCCUUGAUUAUAUAUAGUUCAUCCGGUUUUA
Lolium perenne is the source of this 3378-nucleotide messenger RNA. RefSeq lists its product as uncharacterized. NCBI's taxonomy places the organism in Eukaryota, Viridiplantae, Streptophyta, Magnoliopsida, Poales, Poaceae. Gene Ontology annotation, biological process: protein phosphorylation. Gene Ontology annotation, molecular function: protein binding; protein kinase activity; ATP binding. The record is from RefSeq and is a predicted model, not a curated record.